ACUUAUUUAAUAUCGAGCUAACUGGUUUAUUGUAGGGUUCUGCCGUACAGAUUACGCGGUAACAGUAUGAGCGAAACUAGUAUCUGUAUUGUUUGAAAAGAUACUGCUAUUAUCCAGCUAAUCUUUAGCGUAUCGGCGCUCGAAUAGUUAAGUCUGAAUAAGUGGGCGCGCACUGCUUCCCUACUUUCACCGCUAAUCUUUCAAAAGUAAAAUCAACACCAAAUGUAGCUAAGGAUUAUAAAUACAAAAUGUAUUAAAUGGCAUCUGUUAUGGAGGACCCCACCCUUGAUCGACACUUCAAGGGUCACAAAGAUGCUGUAACCUGUUCAGACUUCAAUCCCAACAACAAACAGCUGGCCACCGGUUCUGCCGAUAAGACCCUGAUGAUCUGGAACCUGAACCCCAAAGCCAGGGCAUUCCGCUUCGUUGGACACAAAGAUGUCAUCACAGGGGUCCAGUUCUCCCCCGCUGGGGACCUGGUCGCCUCUGCGUCGCGGGACAAGACCGUGCGACUGUGGACGCCCACCAUUAAAGGAGAGUCGACCGCGUUCCGAGCCCACACGGCCACAGUGCGUAGUGUCAGCUUCUCCCGCGACGGCCAGUGGCUUGUGACGGCGUCAGACGACAAGUCUGUCAAGGUGUGGAGCGUCCACAGGCAACGCUUUGUCUACUCCCUUAAUCAGCAUACCAACUGGGUCUGCUGCGCCAGGUUUUCACCGGACGGCCGUCUGAUUGCCUCCUGUGGUGACGAUCGUACUGUGCGACUGUGGGACACAUCCACCAAACAGUGCAUCAACUGCUUCACAGACUAUGGAGGAUCAGCGACAUUUGUAGACUUCAACACCAGCGGAACUUGCAUAGCAUCGUCAGGAGCAGACAACACACUCAAGAUCUGGGACAUCCGAACCAACAAACUGCUUCAGCAUUACCAAGUCCACAGUGCUGGGAUCAAUUGCUUUUCCUUCCACCCGUCGGGUAACUUCCUGAUCAGCGGCUCCAGUGACAGCACCGUGAAGAUUGUGGACCUGCUGGAAGGGCGCCUCAUCUACACCCUCCACGGACACAAGGGUCCAGUCCUGACGGUGGGGUUCUCCAGGGGAGGAGAUCUCUUCGCCUCCGGGGGCUGUGAUGCUCAGGUUCUGAUGUGGAAGACCAACUUUGAUGCGUUGGACUACCGGGAGGUGCUGAGCAAACACAGUAAACGGGUCACCCCCGAGGCCCCUCCUCACCUCUCCGACAUCCACCCCAGGGGACCUCACCUCCACUCCGCCCGGUCUAGGGUCAUAGAGAUCAGUCCCAUGGUGACGGACACGGAGACCGCCGACCCGUCCGUCGUGGAGGUGGGCCCGAGCCGCUACGCAGCCACGGUCCGGGACGGACCCAGACACGGGUUGCCAGUUCGGGGCGAAACCAACGGCCAUGCAAAUAGGUUGCCUUCUCGGUGGGUUGCCAGUACCAGCGCCGACCUCAGUGAGGACGUCCACAGUGGAGGACGGGCUUCGGCAGCGAGGUCCCAGUCUGGGCAGGUGGAAGGUGGAGGAAGGAGGGAGCAGGAGGAAGAUGAGCAGGGGGUGGCGUACCCGCAGGAGGUGUGCUCUGGCCUCCCCAUGAGCUUCACGAGCACCCUGAAAAACAUCGUCCAGCAGCUUGACGUCCUCACUCAGACUGUGUCAGUGUUGGAAGGACGUCUCACCCUGACGGAAGACAAACUGAAGGAAUGUCUGCUCAACCAGAGUCACAUUCUGCUGCAGGUUCGAAGGCAGGAGGAGGACCGAGAUAGAGAGAGGGAGCAAGAGGAGGAGACUGACAGAGAGAGCGAGAGGGAGGACGAGAAGGAGGGGGAGAGUGGAUCCUCCCUUGCCUCAGUCUAAGUCAUGUCCCCCAUCUUCUAUCAGUGUGUGUGUGUGUGUGUGUGUGUGUGUGUUUGGGAAGGGUCAGGGGAAUCUGGGGGUCCUUAACCUCCACCCUGGUGGUCUUUCUCAGGGGUCAAUGACUUAAUCAGGAUUGAGAGGGCUGGGUGGUUCUCAGAUGACUCCCUAAAUCCUUCCUCUUUUAAAGACUCUAUGGACUUGUGUUACUGUCUGGGUGUCUGCGCGUGUGCGCGCUGUUUUAUAGUAUCGCUCUACUUCAGUGUGAGUUCUGUGUGAUUGUGUGCUCAUAGUGUAAGUGAACACUCCUUGGCAGGGCACUAUGCACUAUUCCUCCAUCUUGUGUGCGUGUGUGUGUUUUGCUAUGUGUACUUGUACUAGUUUUUAUAAGUAUCAUCUAUGCAUAAUGUUGUUUCCAAAUUGUCUCAUUAUAUUUGCUUGUAGCCCCACUUCUGUGUGUAGUGUUUGGGUUACUUUUUAUGCAUUCUCUUUCACACUGUGAACUGUAUUUAUACAAAUAAAUUGAAUUGAACUGGCA
Esox lucius (northern pike) is the source of this 2406-nucleotide messenger RNA. RefSeq names its product POC1 centriolar protein B (gene poc1b). NCBI's taxonomy places the organism in Eukaryota, Metazoa, Chordata, Actinopteri, Esociformes, Esocidae. Bases 258 to 1871 code for a protein of 537 amino acids. Gene Ontology annotation, biological process: cilium assembly. The transcript has 12 exons. Gene Ontology annotation, cellular component: ciliary basal body; centriole. Gene Ontology annotation, molecular function: protein binding. The record is from RefSeq and is a predicted model, not a curated record.